Messenger RNA from Fukomys damarensis (Damara mole-rat), 1724 nucleotides. RefSeq lists its product as uncharacterized. Lineage: Eukaryota; Metazoa; Chordata; Mammalia; Rodentia; Bathyergidae. The transcript is spliced from 5 exons. The record is from RefSeq and is a predicted model, not a curated record. The coding region runs from base 604 to 1140 and encodes 178 amino acids.
CACAGGCACGAGUGCAGGGAGCCCCUGUAGCAGUGGCCUGGCUUCCUGGGGCCCCAGCCUGGCUUGUUUAUAGAGCCAUAGUGGGUGGGAGGGGGUGCUGGCACGAUGUACCCUAACCAACAGGCCCACGGAGCACAUGGUUAGCAUUCCUGCUUUGAAUGGGCUAGGGAGCGAGUCACAUCGUCCCACUGGCCCAAGGGGGCGGGCAGGAAUAGCAAGGAGAGGGCACUAGGUAUUCCAGGGCCGAAAUGCCAGGGCUGGGCUCGAGAGAGCCUGGGGAGGGUGGUAUCACACCCACCUGCCCUUGGCCAUGGCUCUGCGGAGUGCUAGCUGGAAGAGUAUGGGCAGGUCAUGGGGAUUCUCUGGCUCAGUGUUCUUUUUGCACAGGCAUAGUAAACACAGUGCCUAUCAGCAUGCAAGAUGGCAGCCGUAGCACUCCUGACAAUGCUGAUUGUUACAGCACCAUGUUAUCCUCCUACAAGAGCUGGUACCCAUCCCGACCAAAACGCUGGGUCUCAGCUACCUUGGCACCCACAGGCUCUUGGCUGAGCUGUGCAGGCCCCAGGCAGAGGAGCAGGGGCACUGCCUCCCCACAGCAGGUGCAUGCAGGCCCGUGACUCUGCUCCUUUGCAGGUGAAUUCUCCCCUUGCCCCACGGAUGCUUCCUACUGGCUGUAAGCUUCCCACCAUCAGCCUGCAGGGCAGGGAGGCCAGCAGCAGCGUGACCAAGGCCUCACUAGGAAGGUGGCCAAGAACAACACAGGGAGCAGGACCAUCUUCCCUCCUCAACUCUGCAGAUCACAGUGACCCCUCCCCACCCUCCAGGCCUCCCUCAGUAACCUCAGUAUUAAGAGGAGGACCUCCAUGGGACCGUCACCUCAGCUUGGUUCGGGAGCACCAAUGCCCACCCCAAGAGGAGCCAGCAUUCCCUCCGGCCUUGGGCAGCAGCAGUGGGCUGGUCCUGGGGGUCUGGAAAAACUGCAGCUUUGGUGGAAGUUUGGGCCACAGCCUGCAAGGAUCCCAGGAGGACACAAAGGGACUCUCCCGGCGACCGCUGCCGACGGCCGGAGUGGCCGACCCAUCGCCACUGGCCGGAGCAAUGGUGCCACCUAGCGGACAGUGUCGGGGCAGCCCACGGUAACGGCGGCGGGGACCCCAACCUCCAGGAGGCGCUAUUGGAGGAUUGGGGUGCCGCUUCAGCACCAGCGUGGGUCGGACAGCGCCUCCUACCCUCGAAACCUGGCUUCGGAACCCCUCGGUUGGGACCCAAAGGCGGGGCCAGAUGGAGCUCCGAACCUCUCUUGACCACUGUAGUUUACAAAGCUACGAUUUGAUAACUGCCGCUCUCCGUUCUCUAAACCCCUCUUCCCUCCUUGGUCGGACGGCGGUGGGGAUUAAGGCAGCCUGGUGCUGCAGCGAGGAGGGUCACACAUUUGACGGCUCAUGCCACACUCCCAGAGGCUAGUUUGAGGUUUUACUAAUAGGGUCCCUGAAGAGGGCUGGGGACAGGACAGAGGAGCUCCUGCACAUCCGAUAACCUGCAAGCUAAUCUCAGUCUCCGGUACCGAGGCACACACACAUAUAUGUGGGCCGGCGCUAGGACCCAAGGGAGCCAGGAAGGCGGAAAGCUAGUAGGGGAGGAGCCGACGUCAUCGGCCGGCUCUAGGGCCGCUCGGAGUUCCGGUGGUGGGCGGGCCACACUAGGCGCGCGCAGGCGCAGACUGC